CCCCCCGGCCCAUUGCUGAAAGUGAACCGCGGGAUUGGUGAGAACCUUAUCUUGCUCUACCAAUUUGACCUUUUCGGAAACCCAAGGAGCCAAGAACGAGAGAGAGAGAGAGAGAUUGUUUGCUGUUUCUCCACCUCGGAAUGACAGCAACAACAGCGCGGGGUGCAUAAUAUUGUUUUUUGUGUUCCAUCCUUCUUCUAUGUCUUAGUCGGCUUUACCCUUGGUUUGCAGCUGCCACAUCGCCAACAAGUCCUAGAGUCUAAUGCUUUCUCUACUAGGCAGGCCGAAACAAGGUUGCUAACCCGAGAAACAGAGAAACCGACGUCCAAGACAAUGAUGGUGCUAAAGUCAAACUGUUUUAUUAUCUUUUGGUGGCCCCUUCACCUGAACCUUGUUCUCACGCAAGGGAUCAAACUCUUCCGGGUUAACAAACAAACACACUCACGAUACACAAGGAAAGAAAGAGCGACGGCUGUUGUGUUGGUCUACGACCACCAAACGCGUGGUCGCGUCCUCUCUAAUACCCUUUGCAUCACCGCCAAAAAAUAAAAAAUAAAACAAUGGGUGACUUUGAGCAAAAGAGCAU
Molecule: messenger RNA, 586 nt
Organism: Zychaea mexicana
Lineage: Eukaryota; Fungi; Mucoromycota; Mucoromycetes; Mucorales; Lichtheimiaceae
Exons: 1
Coding region: 334-549 (71 amino acids)
Source: RefSeq, a predicted model, not a curated record